GGCAGCUGCGGCAUGUCCUCGCCCUCGCCCUCUCCGUGCUGGCCUGAUGUUGCGCAGAUUUUCACUCGCCUUUUCGCCAGGCCCCAUAAGCUUUUCGCGCUCGCAGGGCCCCGCGGAAGAGCGUGCUUUGAAGAUAGUCACGUGUUCGACGCGCGAAUCCCCGUUAUCCUGGAGCACAUCGUUCGGAGCACGCCGAUGGCCAUCCCAACCAAUGUGAAGAGGUCCUCUCCGCCAUGCUCGCGCCAUCCUGCGGUCGUCCAGAGCUAAUUCGCGAUCGAUCACUUGGAAUCAAUCCCAUUGCAGCUCGGCCGCCUCCGUAUGUUGGUGAUCCGAUAAGAUUGCAUGUCUGAGAGUAUAACUGUCGUCGCCGUCCGCCCUUGACCCUCACUUCACUCACUCCCAGCCCUCGAUUCAUUCACCAGUCUCUCAGCGCCAUCACUGCUUGUCCACCCCAGCUUCAAAGCUCCCCUUAACAGCACCAAUCAUCAUGUCUCAGCUCAGCUAUGCACGAUACGGCAAGGACAAUGUCCGUCUCUACAAGGUCGACAAGGACCCCAAGACCGGCAUCCACACCGUUGUCGAGCAGACUGUCUGCAUUCUCCUCGAGGGUGACAUUGAGACCUCCUACACACAGGCAGACAACUCGGUCGUCGUAGCCACAGACACCCAGAAGCAGACAACCUACAUCCUGGCAAAGCAACACCCCAUCGACCCUCCCGAGCAGUUCGCCGCCAUCAUUGGUGACCACUUCAUCAAGACCUACCCCCACAUCCACGCCGCCCAUGUCAAGAUCAUCCAGCACCGAUGGACUCGCUUGGACGUUGAUGGCAAGCCGCACCCUCACUCCUUCUACCGCGACAGCCAGGAGACUCGCGUCGUUGAGUCGGUGACCAGGGAGGGUGAGGGUGCUUCCAUCCGCUCCAAGAUCGAGAAGCUGUUGGUGCUCAAGAGCACUGGAUCUGCAUUCCACGGCUUCCACCGCGAUGAGUUCACCCGCUUGCCCGAGACUUGGGACCGCAUUCUCAGCACCGAGAUUGAGGCUGGCUGGCAAUGGAAGCUGUUCAAGACCUUGGACGAAGCCAAGGCUGUCGACUUCAACGCCGCCUGGAAGACAGCAAGGGACAUCACACUCAAGAUCUUCGCUGAAGACAACAGCGCCAGUGUCCAAGCCACCAUGUACAAGAUGUGCGACCAGAUUCUUGCUUCUGUUCCUCUAGUAGAUGCCGUCGACUAUGCUCUGCCCAACAAGCACUACUUCGAGAUUGAUCUCUCAUGGCACAAGGGCAUCCAGAACCUGGGCAAGGACGCCACUGUCUUUGCUCCCCAGUCCGACCCUAACGGCCUCAUUCAAUGCACAGUCACCCGCAAGGGAACCAAAUCCAAGUUGUAAAUCAGAACCUCUUCAUUCGUUUGAUAUGAUGGUUGACGGCUGUUUGUACAUAAGAUUUGGCGUUUAGCGUGUUUUUUCAGGGGUCGAGUGAACAAUGUGAGUAGAACUAUAUACCAUUUGAAUUUUGAGCUCCGGCGAGGAGAGUACGAGUCUUGUAUCGAUUAUCUAGGGGACGAGCGAGAGUAGCAACAUAUCCCACUUCAAGUGGGAU
This is a messenger RNA of Dothidotthia symphoricarpi CBS 119687, 1601 nucleotides long. RefSeq names its product uricase. The record is from RefSeq and is a predicted model, not a curated record. Gene Ontology annotation, cellular component: peroxisome. Bases 488 to 1390 code for a protein of 300 amino acids. Gene Ontology annotation, molecular function: urate oxidase activity. The transcript is spliced from 3 exons. NCBI's taxonomy places the organism in Eukaryota, Fungi, Ascomycota, Dothideomycetes, Pleosporales, Dothidotthiaceae. Gene Ontology annotation, biological process: urate catabolic process; purine nucleobase catabolic process.